AUGGCCAGCUUUGCAUCAAAGAGACUCGCGCAGGAGCGGGCAGCUUUCAAAAAAGACCAUCCUUUUGGAUUCUACGCAAAGUAUGCGCCUAACGAAGACGGAAAGGGACAGAACGUCUUCAAGUGGAACUGUGGAAUUCCUGGAAGGGCCAAAGGCCCAUGGGAGGGUGCAACCUACGCCCUCACCAUGGAGUUCACAGAGGACUAUCCGUCCAAGCCGCCUAAGUGCAAGUUUGCGCACGUGCACGGCAAGCCGCUGUUCCACCCGAACGUAUACCCUUCCGGAACUGUUUGUCUUAGUAUCCUAAACGAGGACGAGGACUGGAAGCCAGCCAUCACGAUUCGCCAGAUCCUGCUAGGCAUUCAGGACCUCCUGGACAAUCCGAACGCGGCGUCGCCAGCGCAGGAGGAGCCCUACCGGCUAUUUUCCACCGACAAGGCUGAGUAUCUCAGGCGGGUGAAGAAGCAAGUCUCGGAGGUUGCAGUCUCCGUGGACGGAGGCAUUGCCCAGAACGUGCACUGCGUGCGCUUGCGUGCGCUGGUCCGGGGGAGCUUGUACUUCAUGGUAUCCUGUCUUGCAGGCAUGAACCGACGGCCGAUGGGAUGGUGUAACCGGCUGCGCUCCAAGAAGGUGAACAUCUGGAAGUAUCAGUUCAUGGGGCCGGACAAGUCAGAGCCUCGUGUUGACCUCUUGAAGAAGUUCUGCUUCUUUCCUUUGCUUUCCUUUGAGUGUGCCAGGUGGCUUUGCAACCAUCCCUACCACGAGGUGAAGUACACCCGGCCCUACUGGCUCACGAGGAGAGGCUUUCCGAACUUCCCCAGAUCGGAUCCGCAUCAAAUCGGCCGGAAAGGGGAGAAGUCCGCAGACUGA
This is a messenger RNA of Symbiodinium natans, 870 nucleotides long. The record is from the annotation of a GenBank genome assembly. NCBI's taxonomy places the organism in Eukaryota, Dinophyceae, Suessiales, Symbiodiniaceae.